Messenger RNA from Drosophila eugracilis, 643 nucleotides. RefSeq lists its product as uncharacterized. The record is from RefSeq and is a predicted model, not a curated record. The coding region runs from base 187 to 510 and encodes 107 amino acids. NCBI's taxonomy places the organism in Eukaryota, Metazoa, Arthropoda, Insecta, Diptera, Drosophilidae. The transcript has 2 exons. Gene Ontology annotation, cellular component: cytosol.
UCUCAUGCCCCCACUCGUUGCUACACAUCAAUAUCUUCAAUCAUGUCUAUAUGAAACAAAUUGACUUUAAUUAAGCAUUAUGCAAAGCGUCAGUCUCUCAGAGCGCUAAUCCCCAGAGUUCGCCUCAAUUGCUGGUACAGCGCCUAAAUUAGUCGAGCAGCGACACUCAGCCGGUUCACUUGCAACAUGAAGAGCGACGAGAUCAUCGAAAAGAUACGCAGCAAGCUAAAGGAGUCAGAUCCUGCCCGGCGCACCGUUGUCAAUACAUUUCAAUUCAAUUUCACCGAUGCGGAUGGUAAUCUCAUCAAGAGCAUGGCGUUGGAUAUCUACGAGGGGAAUGCUUCUGGUGCUGAUGCACAAGUCACCAUUUCGGAUGAGGAUUUCUAUUUGGUGGGCACUAAGCAGAAAACUUUUCAGGAGGUUUUGGAGCAGGAGAAGGCUCAGAUUGAUGGCGAUGAGGAAGCUAUUAAUAAAAUGCUGGAGAAGUUUCGCAUAAAUUCUAAAAACUAAUUGAGUGAUGUGAAUUAUUAUGCAUGCAUUUUAUUUUGUUUACUAUAUAUUUAUGUAACGUGGAUUAUUUGCUUAAUUUCCCUCCCUAUAAUGACUGCAAUCAGCAUAAAUAAAUACUUUUUUUAUAAAGGUA